AUCGAUUUCUCAAAUCAUCCGUGUUGUCACGGACAAAGCUGUACAAAGAGCGUUCAAUUGAAUGCUCAUGUAUGUCCAUAUCAGACAUACAUAUCUUUUGUUCAUGCUUUGCAUAGCAUGUAGAGGACUUGCAGUAGGCCUAGCAGACCUAGUUUGGUUGGCUUUAUGGCCGUUUCAGGCUUAUAAAUGUUGGUUGUGUGUAGUCGUCACAUAGAGGCAUAACUGCCUAGAAACAGGCUAUCCAGGCAGUCAUUUUGGAGAUUUUCUAACUCUGUAGAGUAGUGCAGAGUGUUAGCCAAUACAACACCCAAGAGCUACCUAGAUAGCACAUGGUUGAAUGGGCCUUUGGGGUAUUGUCUAGAGCUGGUUCGCUGUCUUGUUCCAUAGUAGUGUCAUGUGGGUACUUGUGAGGGCUUUGGUCUGUGGUGGACCACCUUGGACCCUUUGUCGCAUGACCGUUCAUAGCUUGCGAAGUCCAUGUUUAUAAUUUGUAAUUUGUAUUGUCUAUCAAGUACUUGCUGAAAUGGUUGUUUGUGGAUCCCGAGUUAAACAAGUUCUCUAAUCCGUCUUCUCUGUUGUAAAUUCUUAAGGGACCACAAGAGGUUUCGGGAAGGCUGACCUUUUGCGGAUAGAUAUGUAAGGGUGCUGCACGACUUAAGCAAAGUCAGCUAAGUCCGUGAUAGUGUGAUGAUUCACGAUGAGUAACCAUGCUCUUCUAUUGGAUCUCAUGUUCAUUUGUUUGCAAAUGACAAUUGACUAAAUGAUUUGCUGUAUUUUGUGUACAAGUAAAUUUUAUUUCAACAUCUCUUAGCAGAAGCCAUUAUCUUGUUGAAUUAUGUCAUUGUUGUCAGUUCAGGUUUGAAGUUUUGGGCCUUCAUGCAUUUGAUAGUGACCGAAAGAGAAUGUCAGCUGUAAUUUGCUGCCCUGACAAUUCCGUAAAACUAUUUGUUAAAGGUGCAGACAGUGCAAUGUUCAGCAUUCUUGAUAGAUCCUUUGAUUUGGAGAUAGUACGUGCAACUGAGAUGCAUCUUCACGCCUACUCUUCUUUGGGUCUAAGAACUUUGGUAAUUGGUAUGCGGGAUUUGAGUGGCAGAGAAUUUGAGAACUGGAAGGCUUGUUAUAAUAUAGCAAGCACAUCAUUAUCUGGAAGGGAAGACCUACUUGGUGACAUUGCAAGCCAGGUAGAGUCUGAUCUCAGAAUCUUGGGGGCUACUGGAAUUGAAGAUAAACUGCAGCAAGGUGUGCCUGAGGCCAUAGAGUCUCUAAGAAAAGCUGGAAUGAGGGUUUGGGUUCUAACAGGGGAUAAACGAGAAACUGCUAUAUCUAUUGGGUAUUCAUGUAAGCUUAUAUCCAACAAUAUGAGCCAAAUCAUAAUAAACAGCCAUUCCAAGGAAUCCUGUAAACAGAGUCUUGAAGAUGCCAUUACCAUGUGUGAAAAACUGACAAUUUCAAGAACACAGACUGAUGGAGGGAGCACUGGUUCUGCUACAGUUCCUGUGGCCUUAAUUAUUGAUGGCCCUACAUUGGUUCAUAUUCUUGAAACUGAAUUAGAAGAUGGGCUAUACAGAGUAGCCACUACAUGCGAUGUGGUCUUGUGUUGCCGAGUGGCUCCAUUGCAAAAGGCUGGAAUAGUCGCGCUUAUAAAGAAGAGAACAAACGACAUGACUCUUUCUAUUGGUGAUGGUGCAAAUGAUGUCUCAAUGAUACAAAUGGCUGAUGUUGGCAUUGGCAUCAGCGGCCAGGAGGGCCGACAAGCAGUUAUGGCAUCAGAUUUUGCCAUAGGACAGUUCAGAUUUUUGGUUCCGCUUUUACUCGUACAUGGUCACUGGAAUUACCAACGCAUAGGUUACAUGAUUAUUUACAACUUUUACAGGAAUUCUGUGGUUGUAUUCUUGAUUUUCUGGUACACAUUUUUCUCAGCAUUCAGUUUGAUAAGCCCUAUAACUGAUGCCAGUGGGUUUCUAUAUUCAGCUGUUUAUACUGCACUUCCGACUGUAAUCGUUGGAAUAUAUGAUCAGGAUUUGAGCCAUGGGACUCUGCUAAGUUACCCCCAACUCUACGGACCUGGGCUUAGAGAUGAACGUUACAACCGAAAGUUGUUUGUUCUGAUUAUGUUGGAUUCCGUUUGGCAGAGCCUAGUUACCGCCUUUGUUCCUUUUCUCUUUUAUUCAGGGACAUUAGAUGACUCCAGCUUAGGAGAUAUAUGGAUUGUUUCAGUUGUCCUGUUGGUGAACAUACAUUUGGCCAUGGAUGUGUUCAGUUGGAACUGGAUUCUACUUGUGACUUUGUGGGGUGUCACAGCUAUAGCAAUGGGUUGUAUAGUGGCAAUAGAUGCCUCACCUUCAAUGCCUGGUUACUGGGCCAUCAAUAAUCUAAUGGCUACCAAAUUAUUUUGGCUCUGCUUACUCUGCAUCUUGGUGUUGGCAUUGCUUCCGCGUUUUGUGGUUAAGGCGUUUGCUUCAUACGUAAAACCUGACGAUGUACAAAUCGUUAGGGAAAUCGAGAAGGUUGCUAAGCGAAAACAUGACGGAGCCCUAGAAGCUCUAUUGAGGUCCUCUUCAGAUCAUCAGCAGCCGAAUUCAUGAUUUUUAUUUUGUCCUUUCGGGUAUUCCCUAACUUUUUUUUUUUGUUACUUUGUAUAUUGAUAUAGAUUUAUUUUGGCUGUUAGAUUCUUUGUGAAGUUUGUUUACAUACAUCUAUCUGGGUGAUUUUAUCCCUUUACAUCUAAAUAGAAUAUUCUGUUCUUGAAAGGUCAAACUGUCCCUUUUUCCCUAAAUGAAAUAAUACCAGUAUUUUAUGCCAAA
Messenger RNA from Musa acuminata subsp. malaccensis (wild Malaysian banana), 2804 nucleotides. Lineage: Eukaryota; Viridiplantae; Streptophyta; Magnoliopsida; Zingiberales; Musaceae. The record is from RefSeq and is a predicted model, not a curated record.